CCUUUUUAGAUAAUGAUGAUUAUCAAACUAAUAAAAUUCAUUUUUACUUUAUGGAUAAUUAUAUAUUAACAAUUUGUUUUAAAAAAAUAUCACAAUAAGUGAUUUUGAUAGUCUUAAAUAAUUUAAAAUAAUGAUUCAUUAAUCAAAAUCAUAAAAACAUGACAAAUAAACAAAAUACCUAAAAUCAUGGAGAGAGCAUGGCACAAAUUUAAUUCUCAAAUAAUAAAAUUUGUAAAUAUAUAUAUUAUCAAUCCAAAAACCAUUAGAAUAAAUAUAACUACAUAAGGAAUUUAACUACAUAACUUUAAAAUAUUAUGGGACUAGAGCUGACAUUGUUUUGUUUUAUUUCUUUUAACUUUAGCUAGAUUACAUAUCUGUAAUAUAAUAAAAAAUGAUAUGUACGAUUAUGUUUCAAAAAAAAAUCUGUAGGAUUGUAUUUUAAAUAAAUUGUUUAUAUUUAAGAUUCAUAUUUAUCUCAAAAAGUUUUUCAUCCUUUUUUUUUCAGUUUUGGAUCAAAGAAGUAAUCAUAUAAGGAACCUCAUCCCCUGUUGUAUUGAAGUCUUCUAUCUUACAAACCCCUAACACCUCAGAAAAUCUUUCGUGAAUUCUUCUCUUAAGUAUAUCUUUUCUCCGUAGAUCUUUGACUCAUCCGUUAAUAUUUCUUUGCUUUCUGCUUUGGUGACUUUCUUGUUAAAUAAUAUUCGUUAGAACCCUUGUAAUUUUCUGCACUUACUUUUGAGUCUUGUGUGCUAACGAGAAUUGUACUUUUUAUUGUUUUUCCAGAUGUCGAUACAAAUCUUUAUUAAGAUUUUUACAGGCAAGACCUUAACUCUUGAGGUCGAAAGCUCGGACACCACUUGCAAAGUCAAAGAAAAGAUACAAGAUAAGGAAGGAAUCCCUACAUACCAGCAGAUGCUUGUCUUUGAAGAAGAGAUGCUUGAGGAUUGCCGUCCCUUGGCUAUUUACAAUAUCCAAAAAAAUUCAACCCUCCACAUGAUUCUCAGGUUCACAGGUAUGAGAAUCUUCGCAAAUAUUUUUGAAGGCAAGGCCAUAAUGCUUGAGGUCAAAAGCUCAGACACCAUUGACAACGUCAAGACAAAGAUACGAGAUAAGGAAGGUAUCCCCAACUACCAGCAGAUGCUUUUUUUUGCCGGGAAUAGCCUUGAGAAUGACCGUACGUUGGCUAGUUACAAUAUCCAGAAAGAGUCAUCUCUCCACUUGAUUCUCAGAUGUAGAAUGCGAAUCUUUGUAAAUAUGUUUGACAAGACCAGAAUAACCCUUAAGGUCAAAAGCUCAGACACCAUUGGCAACCUCAAGGCAAAGAUACAAGAUAAGGAAGGAAUUCCUAUCGAAAAGCAGAGAUUGGUCUUUGCCGGACGUAUUACGAAUGAUGACUAUACCUUGGCUGAUUACUGUAUCAAAAGGGAGAAUACUCUUCACAUGGUCCUCAUGUUGGGAGGAAUUAUGAAAAUCUUUGUUAAGACUUCUACAGGCAAAACCAUAGCCCUUGAGGUCGAAAGCUUAGACACAAUUGACAUGGUCAAGGCCAAGAUCCAAGAUAGAGAGGGAAUCCCUCCGCACCAGCAGAUGUUGUUAUUUGCCGGUAAACAGCUCGAGGAUGGCCGUUUGGUGGAUAACAGGAUCUGGAAUGAGUCAGUCCUACAAGUCCAGCGUGUAAGUGGUGGAAUGCAAAUAUUUGUGAAAACACUCUAUGAUAAAGUCCUUACCUUAGAAGUUAAGAGCUCAGACACCGUUUACCGUGUAAAGACAAAGAUUCAAGACACGGAAGGAAUCGCACCAGACCACCAGAUACUCAUAUUUGCUUGUAGACAACUGGAGGAUGGUUACAGGCUUGCAGAUUAUAACAUCCAAAAGGAGUCAACACUUCACCUUGUGCGUAUUUUCACAUAAAAUAGACUUUAAUCUAUUCAUUUUUUUUCUUUGUUUUUAACUUAUUAUAUUGGAUUUUUUUUUCUUACGGGCACGAAUUCAAAUUUGUUUUUCACUAAUCUGAUGAUCACCUAAUUAAGAAUGACUAAAACACAAAAUAGAAAAACCGAGAUACCCCUUGGUAAGGAAUCAGCCUCGUGAUAUGAGGGAGAAUAAAACUCCGGCGAUAAGGGCGACUGGAUUGCCAAGCAUGGCGGAGGUGACAAACAACACGGCCAUUCCUUGACUCUGCGUUUCCUGUUAGGACUCAAACUAUAUCAACUCUUAAUAUCUAUUCUAUUAAAACAACAACCAGUUGAUAAAAUGUUAUGUCCAAUUUAUAAUUUCAACAAUACAUAUUUUUAAUAUAACUGCAACUAAAUAUAUAUAAUUUUCAUGUAACCUAUUCUAUUAAAACAACAACAUGAACAGUUGAUAAAAAAGUUAUGUCCAACUUAUAAUUUCAACAAUACAUACAUUUUUAAUAUAAUUGCGACUAUAUAUAUAUAUUUUUAUGUAACCACCACUUAAAUUGCCUAAUAAUCGGCAACCAUUUUUUGUAACUGCAUCCAUAUAUCUUAUUUUUUUUUAUGUAAUCACCACUGUUUUUAUUGUUCAAAACUAGGUUGCAUUGAAACGGAAACGGAUACGUUGAAUCGAAACGUUUUGAAACGUGGAAACGUGAUUUUUGAUUUUAUAUGCUUUGGAAACAUUUAAGAAACGUCUAUAAAUAUAUAUAUAUAACUGAUUAAUAUUUGCAUUCAUUUUUAUUAUAUUUACUAUAUCUUAGAAUGCAAAUAAACAAAUAUCCAUUAUAUUUAAUCAUACGAAAAAAUAAGUCAUUAUUAAACAUCAAAAUCAUAUAAAAAUUUCAAAAUAACAAAAACCCAAUACUUAAAUAUUAAAUAGUUUAACUAAAAUAAAAAUCAUAACAACAAAUCAUAACUAAUUGGAAAGUUUUAGCGUUUCCAGAACAUAAACGCGAGUUUCCAAAAUAGAAACACAAGUUUCCAAUAAGUUUUCAAACUGAGAUUUUUAAGAAACAAGUUUCCAAUGCGUUUCUACGAGUUUCCGAAAGAUUCUGAUUCCGAAACGUGAAACGUACCUUCAACCGAGUUUCCAUGCAACAUAGGUUCAAAACAUACCAAUGUUAAUUAUAGGGUUAAAUUUGUAUUUUUAAAAGCUAAGGUAUAUUGGGACAAAAUCAAUGGAUUUAAAGGUUUAAGGGGAAGAAUCCUUUUCAAUAUGGUUCAAUUGGCCAUUUUUUUUCAAAUUUGAACUCAUUUUAAGUUUAAAUCAUUAGAGAUGCCCUGAGCUUUAAUAUAUAUCAAGUUUCCAUAAUUUCUUCUUUUUUUAAUUCCUGGAGCCUGAAGAAUCUUUUUUCAUAAUUCUAGAUUCUACAGUUUUAAGUUUAUUUUGCACCCCUUUAAUGGUUUUAUUAUUUUUGUUUCAAAUGUGUUUCUCCUUACAAAGAUACAACACUUUUGUGUGUAUGUAUUUUUGUUAUGUAAAAC
This is a messenger RNA of Brassica napus (rape), 3443 nucleotides long. RefSeq names its product polyubiquitin-like. The transcript has a single exon. Gene Ontology annotation, molecular function: ubiquitin protein ligase binding; protein tag activity. The coding region runs from base 784 to 1911 and encodes 375 amino acids. NCBI's taxonomy places the organism in Eukaryota, Viridiplantae, Streptophyta, Magnoliopsida, Brassicales, Brassicaceae. Gene Ontology annotation, biological process: modification-dependent protein catabolic process; protein ubiquitination. The record is from RefSeq and is a predicted model, not a curated record. Gene Ontology annotation, cellular component: cytoplasm; nucleus.